GUUUAAAUACAUAUCCAAACGUCCCUCAUUCUUUCACGAGCUUCUCUGUUCCGUAAAAGUAAAUCUACCUACUCAAAAUACAGAGGCUGAUCUCCAUCUUGCCGUUUCGAUUCAAAGACUUUAUAACAGGGUAUUCAAUUCGUAAUAACAAUUCCUACCGCGAAGAACGACAGGAUAUCCACUUGAGAGGAAAGAAGAAGGGACGUUAGGGAAAAAAAGAGAGGGCGAGAUGAAUAUGGCAGCCAAUGCUUCGAUGGCGGAUGGGAUGGGGGGGAUGCAUAUGGAUGAUAUUGGGACGUGUAAGGUUGGGAGUGUAAGUUCUUCUCCUCCUCUAUCUCUCUAUCUCUCUCUUUCUAUUUCUCUCUAUCUCUAUCUCUCUUCCGAGAUCCCAGGUUCUGAGUUCCGGACCGCGGAUUUGCAAAGCGAGAGUUCAAUCGAGAAUUCUCUCCGUACAUCUGAAGAACUCAACAAGAGAAUCUCAAAACCUUCGACUCUUCAAGCAAUCCUUCCCUUCCCUCAACUUCUCAGAAGAAGCAAUCCCAACCCUCACUCUGAUUCCCACCCCACCAAAGCCCCCAACACCCCCCUCAAAACCAAACUAACAAACCCCAGAUGCUCUGGAACUGGUACACCAUAGACGCCUGCUUCAUCUCCCCCUCCUGGCACAUAACCAGCACCGGAAUGUUCGCCGGCUCCUGCAUCGGCGUCAUCCUGCUCGUCAUGUCCCUCGAAUUCCUACGUCGGUCCGCAAAAGAAUACGACCGGUACAUCCUCCGGCAAUUCCAGCGAUCGCUCAACAUCCCGCCUCAAAACCAGACACAAAACACAAAAUCGUGUUCGGAUUCCGAAGAAGCAGUCAAGAUAGUGGCACAAAUUCAGUUCAGGCCGAAUCUAAUGCAGCAAGCGGUCCGCGCGACGUUCCAUAUGCUCCAGUUUGCGGCGGCGUAUUUUGUCAUGUUGUUGGCGAUGUAUUAUAAUGGGUAUUUGAUUAUUUGUAUUAUUAUUGGGGCGUGGUUGGGGGCUUUUGUGUUUCAGUGGGAGACUAUUAAUUUGAGGUUUGCUCCCCCCCCCUUCCCCUCUCUCUCUGAAAGUUUGGGGAUACUAAUUUUGAACAGUGGAGUUGGACCUCAAGAGGAGGCUACGUUGUGUUGUGGAUAAGCGAGGGUGCGAGGAGAGUCUUCGAUUCAUUGUUUAUAUUUUUGGGGAAAGGACUUGGGGGUAAGAAAGAGUUGGGAAUUGAGAUGAGAAUUGGUAUUAGAUAAAUAUCUAUAUGUCUAUGAAGAACACCGGUCCAUGGCUAGCUUGUUAGAUGC
Molecule: messenger RNA, 1313 nt
Organism: Hymenoscyphus albidus
Lineage: Eukaryota; Fungi; Ascomycota; Leotiomycetes; Helotiales; Helotiaceae
Source: the annotation of a GenBank genome assembly